Ornithorhynchus anatinus (platypus) is the source of this 1071-nucleotide messenger RNA. RefSeq names its product elongin BC and polycomb repressive complex 2 associated protein (gene EPOP). The transcript has 2 exons. The record is from RefSeq and is a predicted model, not a curated record. NCBI's taxonomy places the organism in Eukaryota, Metazoa, Chordata, Mammalia, Monotremata, Ornithorhynchidae. Bases 1 to 1071 code for a protein of 356 amino acids.
AUGGAGGCCGGUCCUCUGACGCCCCCCGAGCCCGGGCUCUUCCCGCCGGGCCACGCCGGUCCUCCCGGCACCGGACCGGGCCGGGGGGGCCCCCGGUCGGUGGAGGGCCGGGGACUUUGCCCGAAAGGCCACGAGUGGAAAAAUGAAGUCAGGAGCCCCGGCCGGCCGCGGAGCGGGGCGCACCUGGAGGCCCCGACCGAGACCGACCGCCUCGGACCCCCGGCGGGGGGCGCGGCCGAGACCCGCCGGGCCGCGGGGGAGGGGGCCCGGGGGCUCCCCGCUUCCCGGCCGGGACCCACGGCUCCAGAGGGCCCGGGCGGACGGCCGACCUCCGGCCGCCCGGGGCCGGGGCGCGGGAAUGCGAUCCCCGACGGUCCCGGGGGCCGGGAGCGCGGGAGAUCCGGGGUCCACCGGUCCCCCGCCGGACGAACCGUUCCCGGCGGGGUCUGUCCCGCUCCGGGCCCGGCUCCCCCAGAGUCCCGUGGGAGGGUGACACCCCCUCCCCGCCCCCCCCCCCCCCGGCUCGGUGGUCGGGCCGCCGAGAGGAGGCCCGCGCCUCGGGUUUUCGGCCCCGGCCCGACGCGAGAGCCCCCGGCUAACCCGGGCCUACCCUUGCCCUCCCGGCGCGGGCCCCGGUCCGUCCCACCUUCCCGCCGGAGAACGCCGCCGCUCCCCCGGCCGCCCUCCCCGGGCCCCCCCGCGGCCGCACGACGACCCGCCCGCCUCCCGGCCUCGCAACCCGGCGAGCCGGACGCCGGUCCGAGGCGGCGGAGCGGCGGCCCCCGCUCUGGCCGGCCGCGGGCCGGGGGGAGGGGUCGGCGCUCGCGGAACUUCCAGGAGCGACGCAGGUUUCAGGAGGGACGCGGACAGCCGGAGAAGCGGGGCGCCCCGGCCCCGGAGGCCGCAACCGGCAGGGGUGCGGGGCGGGGGAGGGCCCACACCCAAGGGACCCCACCCCCCGCCCCCCGCCCCGCGACGACGCCGCACGCCCCGGCCUCCCGGCCGGGGGCCGCCUCGGAGCGGACCGCCGCCCCGGGUGCUCGGGGCGGCCGGACCGAGGACGAGAGGUAG